Capronia coronata CBS 617.96 is the source of this 2013-nucleotide messenger RNA. RefSeq lists its product as uncharacterized. The transcript has a single exon. Gene Ontology annotation, molecular function: dipeptidyl-peptidase activity. Bases 1 to 2013 code for a protein of 670 amino acids. Lineage: Eukaryota; Fungi; Ascomycota; Eurotiomycetes; Chaetothyriales; Herpotrichiellaceae. The record is from RefSeq and is a predicted model, not a curated record.
AUGCCACACGACCCAGUACCAAUCCGGGUGGAUGAACAUGUCCAGAUUCUUCUUUUCGACGGAAUAGUGCUCUCAUGUCAGAUCUGGCGACCGGAGAAGUCGUCGUCUGCUGAUCCCGUGCCGGCCAUUCUCGAGUAUCUCCCUUAUCGCAAACGGGACUACACGGCCCCGCGAGAUGCUUCGAAUCAUCCCUACUUCGCUUCGCAAGGGUAUGCGUGUGUGCGCGUGGACAUGCGAGGCUCGGGCGACUCCGAAGGCCUCCUGCGCGGAGAAUACCUCAAGCAAGAACAGGACGACGCUCUGGAGAUCCUGAGAUGGAUCGCCGCCCAGGACUGGUGUACAGGGUCGAUCGGGAUGAUUGGAAUCUCUUGGGGCGGGUUCAAUGGUCUGCAGGUCGCUGCUCGUCGCCCUCCGGAGCUCAAAGCAGUUAUAUCCAUGUGCUCGACCGACGAACGCUACGGCGAUGACAUCCAUUAUCAAGGCGGGUGUCUGCUGGUGGACAAUUUCCUGUGGGGCGCCACCAUGUUCAGCAUGAAUCCUCUGCCUCCUGAUCCGGCGCUGGUGGGUGAUAAAUGGCGAGAGAUGUGGUUGUCCAGGCUAGAGGCCGGAGGGCUGUUCAUGGUCGAUUGGCAUGAGCAUCAACGUCGCGAUGACUUUUGGAAACACGCUUCUAUCUGUGAGGACUAUUCGUCCAUCCAAUGUCCCGUGUAUUUGGUGGGCGGGUGGAUGGAUCCUUAUUCCAACACCAUCUUCCGCAUGCUUCAGAACCUCACUUGUCCCAAGAAGGGCCUCGUCGGGCCCUGGGCGCAUAAAUACCCCAACUUUGCUAAGCCCGGUCCGCAGAUCGGGUUUCUGCAAGAAUCCGUCAGAUGGUGGGAUACGUGGUUGAAGGGCGUCGACACGGGGAUCAUGGAUGAGCCGCCUCUUCGCUGUUAUCUGCAGGACACAGCACCCCCUCAGACCCAUUAUGACUUCCGUCCUGGUCACUGGGUCGCGGAGAGCAGUUGGCCCAGUCAAGGUGUCACGCCGCGUCCCAUGGGUCUGGCACCAGGUCGGCUUACCGACGACAUCUCGUCCAGCGAUGAGCACCUGUCCAUCUGCUCUCCUCAGACCGUAGGUCUCGCGUCAGGCAGAUGGUGUGUUUUUGGCAUGGAUGCAGACGAGCCAGGCGACCAGCGCCAGGAAGCCGGCGGGUCGCUGGUCUUCGACAGCAAAGCGCUGACUGAGCCCCUGGACCUUCUUGGUCCGGUAGUCCUCCAUGUCCGCGUUGCAAGCGACAAGCUCAACGCCGUGCUGGUAGCCGUUCUGUCUGAAGUGUUGCCAGACGGCUCGGCGACGCGGAUUUCAUGGGGCCUCCUCAACCUCACGCACCGCAACAGUCAUCUCGACAUCGAACCGCUCGAGCCUGGCAAGUUCUACGACGUCACUGUCAGACUGAACGAGCUGGGCCAGCGCAUCGGCGUCGGAAGCCGGAUACGUCUGGCUUUGUCUACGACCUAUUGGCCCAUGAUCUGGCCAUCGCCAGAACCCACCACUCUGACGGUCGACUGCGCACGUUCCACACUGGAUCUGCCCACACGACGUGAGAGCCCGCUUGACGCUGAACUGAAACCUUUCCUGCCUCCCGUGAACGGGGAGCCGUUGAAGACCCGCGUUUUCCGGCCAGCGACGUCCAGCAAUAAGAUCAUCCAGGACCUGAAUUCCGGCGAAGUCACCGUCCACCUGGAGGAAGACGCCGGGCUGUGGGAGAGCGAGACCAGUGGCUGGCGGUACGGAAGUGACCAGACCAUCAUCUGCACCGUUCAUCCCAAUGAUCCCCUUACCGCACGUGCCGAACAAAUCUUCAAAAAGGAGUUCGGCCGCGAAGGCCUGGAUCUGGUCGUCUCGGGCUGGGCGAAGAUGUCGGCGACCAAGACGGACUUCAAACUGAGUGCCCAUCUUGAAGCGUGGGAGCAGAAAGACAAGAUCUUUGAUCGAGAUUAUGAUUUCUCCAUCCCUCGAGAUGGUGUCUAG